AAGCGAAAAAGCGAACUCCACACUCCCUCAGCGUCGCACUUCCUCUUAAGACGAUGCCUUGCCCCCCCUCCGCUCCCUUCCCUUCCAUUCCUCGCCACCGCCGCCAUCCAUCUGCUCGAUCACCACUUCACCACCAACACCAUCGCCUUCCGCCCGCGGCGGUGCCGGGGAGGUGGCCGGCGGCAUGUCCAUGUCGAGCGGCGGCGGGCCGUCUGGGCCGCAGCGGCAGCGGUCGACGACACUGGGGCCGCGGGGCAUGUCGCGGGCGAUCACCAUGCGGACGGACGGUUUGUCCGGUGAGGAAGGCGGGGAUCCAAUCAUCGUGGAGACCGAGCUCGUGCCGUCCUCGCUCGCGCCCAUCGUCCCAAUCCUCCGCGCGGCCAAUGAGAUUGAGGAGGAGAACCCGCGCGUCGCAUACCUCUGCCGGUUUACUGCAUUUGAGAAGGCACACACCAUGGAUCCAAACUCGAGUUGGCGUGGAGUUCGGCAGUUCAAAACAUACCUGUUGCAUAGGCUGGAAAAGGAUGAACAAGAGACAACACGUAGGCUUGCGUCAACUGAUGCAACAGAGAUUCAGAGGUUCUAUGAGCAGUAUUGUAAAAAAAAUCUUGAGGAGGGUCUUCACAUGAGAAAACCGGAAGAGAUGUCCAGAUACUAUCAGAUUGCAUCCGUCCUAUAUGACGUGCUAAAAACUGUGAAACCUGAAAAGUCGAAGUUUGAUCAGUACGCUAAAGGGGUUGAGAAGGAGAAAGCUUCCUAUUCACAUUACAACAUUUUGCCCCUUAAUAUUUCUGGUCCCACACAACCAGUAAUGAACAUUCCUGAGAUAAGAGCAGCAGUACAUCUUCUUCGCAGGAUGGAGAAUCUUCCAAUGCCAAGGCCAGAUCUGCCUGCUGUGCCUGAAGAGAUAGAUGAACCUAACGUCCAUGACUUACUUGAUUGGCUCUGGCAAACAUUUGGAUUUCAGAAAGGUAAUGUGGAGAAUCAAAAGGAGCAUUUGAUUUUGCUGCUUGCCAACAUCGAUAUGAGAAAAGGUGGUGAAAGACACAUGAUAGAUAACGACACAGUGGAACACUUGAUGAAGAAGAUUUUUCAAAACUACAUUUCAUGGUGCCGUUAUUUGCAUUUGGAGUCAAACAUCAAAAUUCCAAACAAUGCCUCCACACAACAACCAGAGCUUCUUUACAUAGGGUUGUAUUUGCUGAUUUGGGGCGAAGCUUCUAAUGUUCGCUUUAUGCCUGAGUGCCUUUGUUAUAUAUUCCACCAUAUGGCAAGGGAUUUGUAUGACAUAAUAUCAGAUAAAAGUGAAGGUUCCUUUGACCCACCCUUCCGGCGAGAGGGGAGUGAUGAUGCAUUUCUGCAGCUGGUUAUCCAACCUAUAUACAGUAUUAUUCAGAAGGAAGCUGCAAUGAAUAAGGUUGGUACUGUUAGCCACUCAAAGUGGAGAAACUAUGAUGACCUGAAUGAAUACUUUUGGUCGAAGAAAUGCUUCAAACAGCUUGGGUGGCCAAUGGAUCCAACAGCUGACUUUUUUGCAGAUCCUACAAAAACGAAAAAUGAAAUUGAGCGACAUGAUCAUUCACUUAGCAGAAGGAGGAUGCCAAAAACAAAUUUUGUUGAAGUUCGUACGUUUUUGCACCUUUUCAGAAGUUUUGAUCGAAUGUGGUCUUUUUUCAUAUUAGCUUUCCAGGCGAUGGUAAUUAUUGCAUGGAGCCCUUCCGGGUCACUUUCUGCUAUCUUCGAUCCAGCUGUUUUCAGAAAUGUUAUGACAAUAUUCAUAACAGCUGCAUUUUUAAACUUCCUUCAAGCCACACUUGAGAUAGUUCUUAACUGGAAGGCUUGGAGGAGCCUGGUGUGCUCGCAGAUGAUACGGCAUAUUCUGAAAUUUGUUGUAGCUAUUGGCUGGUUGAUAAUUCUUCCAUCAACAUACUCAAGUUCUAUUCAAAAUCCCACAGGCCUUGUCAAGUUCUUCAGCAAUUGGAUUGGGAACUUACAGAGUCAAUCGAUUUAUAAUUUUGCAGUUGCGAUUUACAUGUUACCGAACAUUUUCAGUGCCUUGUUUUUCAUAUUUCUACCAAUACGAAGAGCAUUGGAACGUUCAAAUUCACGUUUUGUUAGAUUUCUCUUGUGGUGGACUCAGCCAAAGUUAUAUGUUGCCCGAGGCAUGUAUGAGGACACAUGUUCACUUCUUAAAUACACAACAUUCUGGAUUCUAUUGCUUAUAUGCAAGCUCGCCUUCAGUUUUUAUGUCGAGAUUUCUCCUCUAGUUGUACCUACCAGGAUAAUUAUGUUUUUGGGACGGGGGAAGUACGUGUGGCAUGAGUUCUUUCCAUACUUGCAGCAUAAUUUAGGUGUUGUUUUUACUGUAUGGGCACCGAUUGUCAUGGUAUACUUCAUGGACACACAAAUAUGGUAUGCUAUUUUUUCCACAAUAUGUGGUGGAGUAAACGGGGCCUUCAGCCGCUUGGGUGAGAUCCGAACCCUUGGGAUGUUAAGAUCAAGAUUUGAGGCAAUCCCAAGAGCUUUUGGUAAAAAGCUUGUGCCUGGAGAUGGUAUUAAAUCAAAGAGACGUGAACAGGAGGAGGAAAAAAAUCCGCAUAUUGAUAAGUUCUCUGAAAUAUGGAAUGCAUUUAUUAACUCUUUACGAGAAGAAGACUUAAUAAGCAAUAGGGAGAAAGACUUAUUGAUUGUCCCAUCAUCUGUGGGUGACACUAGCGUUUUUCAGUGGCCUCCUUUCCUUCUCGCUAGUAAGAUUCCAAUUGCAAUUGACAUGGCAAAGGGUGUCAAGAAAAAGGAUGAAGAAUUGCGAAAGAGGAUAAACCAAGAUCCAUAUACCUAUUAUGCUGUAGUAGAGUGCUAUGAGACAUUGUUAAUUAUUCUAUACAGCCUUAUAACAGAAGCAAGCGAUAGGAAAGUUAUUGAUCGAAUCAGUGAUAGCAUUACUGCAAGCAUACAUAAUCAGUCACUUGUGAAAGAUUUCCGACUGGAUGAACUUCCUCAUCUAAGUGCUAAGUUUGAGAAGUUGCUAAAGCUACUAUUGUCACCGAAAGCUGAGUCAGGGGAGCAUGACACCCCAGAGAAGACACAGAUUGCCAAUCUAUUACAGGAUACAAUGGAAAUCAUCACACAGGAUAUUAUGAAGAAUGGACAAGGUAUUUUGAAGGAUGAAAAUAAAGGCAAUCAACUAUUUGCAAAUCUAAAUCUGGACUCAAUAAAGAGUCAAGCUUGGAGGGAGAAGUGUGUUAGGCUUCAAUUGUUGUUGACAACGAAAGAAUCUGCAAUUUAUGUACCAAUAAACUUGGAAGCUCGGCGCAGGAUUACUUUUUUUGCGAAUUCACUGUUUAUGAAAAUGCCAAGGGCUCCACCGGUCCGCAGCAUGAUGUCCUUCAGUGUUUUAACUCCAUACUUCAAAGAGGAGGUGCUCUUUUCAAAAGAUGAUCUUUAUGAAAAAAAUGAGGACGGGAUAUCCAUACUGUUCUAUUUACGGAAAAUUUAUCCAGACGAAUGGAAAAAUUUUCUUGAACGGAUACAGUUCAAACCGAAGGAUGAAGAUUCCCUUAAAUCAGAGAUGGAUCGCAUCGCACCCUGGGCAUCAUAUAGGGGACAAACGCUCACCAGGACAGUGAGAGGAAUGAUGUAUUAUAGGAGGGCACUUGAGAUUCAGUCUAUUCAUGAUAGAACUGAUAUUGCUAAACUGGAGCGUCAAAAAACAACCGCAUCCUAUCAAGAGGGUGGGUCCAUUGUAGAUACGGCGGCACUGGCCAUUGCUGAUAUCAAAUUCACAUAUGUUGUCUCUUGUCAAGUCUAUGGCAUGCACAAAAUAUCCAAGGAUGCAAAAGAGAAAGUUUGCUAUCUGAACAUCCUUAAUCUCAUGAUAACGUAUCCAUCGUUACGAAUUGCAUAUAUUGAUGAGGUAGAAGCUCCGACUAGAAAUGGAACGACAGAGAAGACUUAUUAUUCUGUUCUUGUCAAAGGAGUAGGUGAAAAGUAUGAUGAGGAAAUUUACCGCAUCAAGCUUCCUGGCAAACCCACAGAAAUUGGAGAGGGAAAACCUGAAAAUCAAAAUCAUGCCAUAAUUUUCACCAGGGGAGAAGCCCUCCAGGCCAUUGAUAUGAAUCAGGAUAAUUACCUCGAAGAGGCCUUUAAAAUGAGAAAUGUACUGGAGGAGUUCGCGAGUGAUGAUUAUGGAAAGAGCAAACCCACUAUAUUAGGUCUUCGAGAGCACAUUUUUACUGGAAGUGUUUCAUCACUUGCUUGGUUUAUGUCCAAUCAAGAGAACAGCUUUGUUACCAUUGGACAACGGGUUCUGGCAAAUCCUCUCAAGGUUCGGUUUCAUUAUGGUCAUCCUGAUAUCUUUGAUAGACUCUUCCACAUUACUAGGGGUGGCAUAAGUAAAGCUUCCAAAACUAUAAAUUUAAGUGAAGAUAUAUUUUCAGGUUUUAACUCAACAAUGAGAGAAGGAAAUAUCACACAUCAUGAAUACAUGCAAGUCGGUAAAGGGCGUGAUGUUGGAAUGAACCAAAUUUCAAGCUUUGAAGCUAAGGUCGCCAAUGGCAAUGGUGAACAAACAUUAAGUCGUGACAUCUAUCGUCUUGGACGCAGAUUUGACUUCUAUAGAAUGCUAUCUUUCUACUUCACUACAGUUGGCUUUUAUUUCAGUAGCAUGGUUACUGUACUUACUGUCUAUGUAUUUUUGUAUGGGAGGUUAUAUCUCGUUAUGAGUGGCCUGGAAAAGUCUAUUUUGCUGGAUCCACGUAUUCAAGCGGACAUCAGGCCCCUUGAAAAUGCGCUAGCUUCACAGUCUGUUUUCCAGCUUGGUUUGCUGCUUGUUCUGCCUAUGGUCAUGGAAGUCGGCUUAGAGAAGGGAUUCCGCACAGCGUUAGGAGAGUUUGUCAUCAUGCAGCUUCAGUUGGCCUCUGUGUUCUUCACAUUCCAGCUUGGCACCAAAACACAUCACUAUGGGCGAACAAUACUCCAUGGUGGCGCUAAAUACAGGCCUACAGGCCGUGGCUUUGUUGUGUGCCAUGCAAAGUUUGCUGACAAUUAUCGCGUGUACUCCCGUAGCCACUUUGUUAAAGGACUUGAACUGUUGAUACUUCUGGUUGUGUAUCUUGUUUACGGAAAGUCCUACCGCGGCUCGAAGUUGUACCUAUUUGUAACAUUCUCCAUAUGGUUCCUGGUUGCAUCAUGGCUCUUUGCACCGUUUAUCUUCAAUCCAUCAUGUUUUGAGUGGCAGAAGACCGUUGAUGACUGGACAGAUUGGAGGAAAUGGAUGGGGAACCGAGGGGGUAUCGGCAUGUUAGGGGAACAGAGCUGGGAGGCUUGGUGGACAACUGAACAGGAGCAUCUCAGGAAGACUAGUAUUCGUGCUCUUCUCUUGGAAAUCAUCCUCUCGCUUCGUUUCUUGAUCUACCAGUAUGGUAUUGUGUACCAGCUGAACAUAGCACGCCACAACACAAGCAUUCUGGUAUACGGAUUGUCAUGGUUGGUUAUGCUGACAGUUCUAGUAGUUCUGAAGAUGGUUUCAAUAGGACGGCAAAAAUUUGGGACGGACCUGCAGCUUACUUUUCGCAUCCUGAAGGGCCUUCUCUUCCUUGGAUUUGUUUCUGUGAUGGCGGUCCUAUUUGUUGUAUGUGAACUCACAAUUUCUGAUGUCUUUGCCAGUAUUCUCGGGUUCCUACCUACUGGUUGGUGUAUCCUUCUGAUCGGGCAAGCAUGCUAUCCGGUGAUUAAGAAGACUACGCUAUGGGAGUCUAUCAUGGAGCUCGGGAGGGCAUACGACAACAUCAUGGGCCUCGUCCUCUUCCUUCCCAUCGGCUUCUUGUCAUGGUUUCCCUUCGUCUCAGAGUUCCAAACAAGGUUGCUCUUCAACCAAGCCUUCAGUCGGGGCCUCCAAAUUUCAAGGAUCCUUGCCGGUCAGAAGGACAUGGGGGAGUUCGAGUGACCAGUUUCAUUGCCUGCACUGUGUACUCGUGUAGGCAGCAAAGCAAGAUACAUGCUCCAGGUCAUGUGUUACGAUCGAUUUUGGGUGUCUGUACCUUGAUAGGACCUUAGUUCUUCUGCUAUGUAGCUUUCCUUUUGUAGAAUAUGACAUAGUAAAAUAUUAACAUUACUAUUAAUAUUAACAUAGUAAUGAAGAUAUCAUCUAUAUAGAGAGCCAAAA
This is a messenger RNA of Brachypodium distachyon (stiff brome), 6163 nucleotides long. Its product is annotated as putative callose synthase 6. Gene Ontology annotation, biological process: (1->3)-beta-D-glucan biosynthetic process. Lineage: Eukaryota; Viridiplantae; Streptophyta; Magnoliopsida; Poales; Poaceae. Gene Ontology annotation, molecular function: 1,3-beta-D-glucan synthase activity. The transcript has 42 exons. Bases 185 to 5944 code for a protein of 1919 amino acids. The record is from RefSeq and is a predicted model, not a curated record. Gene Ontology annotation, cellular component: plasma membrane; 1,3-beta-D-glucan synthase complex.